GAGUUUACCGAAAUGUCAACCGACGGACAUUACGACAAUAUAAAGGACUAUUAUGGCAAAGUUCUCUCGUCCACAAAAGAUCUGAAGACAUCUGCUUGUUGUGCUGCCGAGAAACCGCAUCCCAUUAUUCGACAACACCUCCUCCAGAUCCCCGAAGCAGUCCUGAGCAGAUUCUAUGGAUGUGGUAACCCUGUCCCACUGGGCAUAGAAGGUCUAUCGGUACUCGACCUCGGAUGUGGAACUGGUCGAGAUUGUUAUCUUGCUGCUGGGUUGGUCGGUCCCAAGGGCGCAGUGAUUGGUGUGGACAUGACGGAGGAGCAGUUGAAAGUCGCCAGGAACUCAUUACAGGAGUUUGAACAAAAUAUUGGCUAUAAACCUAAUAUGAGGUUUGUUCAAGGAUUUAUUGAAGCACUGGACGACAUUAUUCCCUCUUCGUCGAUUGAUGUUUGUAUUUCAAAUUGCGUCAUCAAUCUGUCCCCUGAUAAGGAGGCAGUCCUCAGAGGAGUUUACAACGCAUUGAAACCCGGCGGAGAGUUUUAUUUCUCGGAUGUCUAUGCAGACCGACGGAUACCCGCUCACGUACAGUCCCAGAAGGUUCUCCAAGGAGAGUGUCUUGCAGGAGCACUAUAUGUUCAAGACUUUCUCCGUCUGUGCCACAAAAUAGGCUUCACAGAGCCCCGCCGCUUAUCGACAUCUACGAUCGAUGUCACCGACCCUGAUCUUUCUGAUAUAUGCGGAAAUAUCAAGUUCUACUCUAUCACCUACCGACUCUUUAAACUCCCCGAAUUAGAGAGCAUAUGCGAGGAUUAUGGACAGGUCGCUACGUACCUGGGCACACUACAAGGACACAAACACUACUAUGAUUUGGAUGAUCACCAUCAAUUUGUGACAGGGAAACCAAUGUUGGUGUGCGGAAAUACAGCGGAUAUGGUGGGUCAGUCGUGGUUAGGAAAGCAUUUCAAGGUGGAGGGAGACCGGAGUGUACAUUUUGGGGUAUUCGAGUGUGGGACCGGCAAGGAGAAUGAUAAUGGAAGGGCUGGCCCUUGUUGCUGAUUCGUUACCCGUCUCGGCGGUCAUGGGUCAUCGUAGAUACACAAUCAUUGACAAUAUACAGGUCUGUUUAUGAAUAGAACCAUUUGCAUCUAUACUAUGACUUGAAACCUG
Spizellomyces punctatus DAOM BR117 is the source of this 1164-nucleotide messenger RNA. RefSeq lists its product as uncharacterized. Lineage: Eukaryota; Fungi; Chytridiomycota; Chytridiomycetes; Spizellomycetales; Spizellomycetaceae. Gene Ontology annotation, molecular function: methyltransferase activity. The transcript has a single exon. The record is from RefSeq and is a predicted model, not a curated record. The coding region runs from base 13 to 1053 and encodes 346 amino acids.